AGAUCACACCAAUUCCUGCACCUUCACACCUCAGAUCACCCAAAUUCCUACACCUUCACACUUCAGAUCACCCCAAUCCCUGCACCUUUACAUCUCGGAUCACCCAAAUUCCUGCGCCUUCACACCUCAGAUCAGUCCCAAUUUCUGCACCUUCACACCUCAGGUCAGUCCCAAUAUUUGCACCUUUACACCUCAGGUUACCCCUAUUUGCGCACCUCCCAACCUCAGUUCAUCCCAAUUCCUGAAUUUUUACAACCCAGAUCAGCCACAAUUUCAGUUCCUUCAGGUCUCACAUUAGUCCCGAUU
This is a messenger RNA of Staurois parvus, 306 nucleotides long. The record is from the annotation of a GenBank genome assembly. Lineage: Eukaryota; Metazoa; Chordata; Amphibia; Anura; Ranidae.